Mesitornis unicolor (brown roatelo) is the source of this 1674-nucleotide messenger RNA. RefSeq names its product anthrax toxin receptor 1-like. The coding region runs from base 1 to 1674 and encodes 557 amino acids. Gene Ontology annotation, molecular function: signaling receptor activity. The transcript is spliced from 18 exons. The record is from RefSeq and is a predicted model, not a curated record. NCBI's taxonomy places the organism in Eukaryota, Metazoa, Chordata, Aves, Mesitornithiformes, Mesitornithidae. Gene Ontology annotation, cellular component: membrane.
AUGGCGAGUUGCAGGAGCAGCGUGGAGAAAGCAGCGUUUUUGUGCUGCUGCUUGCUGGCAAUGGGGAGCCUAACCUUCUGCGCCCGGCCGGAGGAGGAGGAAGAGCAAGAAGAGCAGCGCUCCUGUCACGGUGCCUUUGAUCUCUACUUCGUCCUGGAUAAGUCUGGAAGUGUCAGAAAUCAUUGGACGGAGAUUUACUCUUUUGUGGAAAGCCUAGCUGAGAAGUUCAUAAGUCCAAUGUUGCGGAUGUCUUUCAUUGUUUUUUCUUCACGAGGCACUACAGUCAUGAAACUAACAGAAAACAGGGAAGCCAUAAGACGAGGGCUCGACAUUCUUCAGUAUGAAGUGCCUGGAGGAGACACGUUCAUGCAUGAAGGAUUUAAAAGGGCAAAUGAGCAGAUUUACCACGAAACCUAUGGAGGAGUUCGGACCGCCAGUGUGAUUAUUGCUCUGACGGAUGGAGAAUUGCAAGACGUUCAGUUUUAUUAUGCAGAACAAGAAGCCAACAGAGCCAGAAGCCUUGGAGCUAUUGUUUAUUGUGUUGGAGUGAAAGAUUUUAAUGAAACUCAGCUGUCAACAAUUGCUGACAGCAUCGAUCAUGUUUUUCCAGUUACGGGAGGCUUUUAUGCCCUGAGAGGAACCAUUGAUUCAAUUCUCAAGAAGUCUUGCAUUGAGAUCCUAGCGGCUGAACCAUCCAGUGUUUGUGCAGGAGAAUCCUUUCAAGUUGUGGUAAGAGGCAACGGCUUUUAUCAUGCAAGAAAUAUCGACCAGGUACUCUGCAGCUUCAAGCUCAAUGACAGCCUUACUAUCAAUGAGAAGCCAACCCUUGUUCACGAUACUUACUUACUUUGUCCUGCCCCAGUGAUAGAAGAUGCUGGACAGGUGGUUUUCCUACAAGUCAGCAUGAACAACGGGCUAACGUUCAUCUCCAGCUCUGUCAGCAUCACCAGCACACAGUGUCUGACUGGGACCAUCCUUUUCAUUGCUCUCCUGAUUCUCUUUCUGCUGCUGGCUCUGGCUCUCCUUUGGUGGUUCUGGCCCCUUUGCUGCACAGUGGUGAUCAAGGAGCCACCACCUCCACCACCUCCAGAGCCUGAAUCAGAUGAUGAAGAUGGAUUGCCAAAGAAAAAGUGGCCAACUGUGGACGCAUCUUAUUAUGGAGGUCGAGGUGUUGGUGGGAUUAAGAGGAUGGAGGUGCGAUGGGGAGACAAGGGGUCGACAGAGGAAGGAGCAAAAUUGGAAAAGCCCAAAAAUGCUAUUAUUAAGUUGCCAGAGCAGGAGUAUGAGCCAUGGGAACCCAAGCCAAAAAAGCCCCAUGUGAGAAAACCACCUUCCCAGCGGAAAUGGUACACUCCAAUCAAGGGCAAACUUGAUGCACUGUGGGCUUUGGUUCGACGAGGCUAUGAUCAAGUCUCUCUUAUGAGACCACAGCCAGGGGAUAAGGGACGAUGCAUAAACUUCACUCGUGUGAAAUCAGAUGGAACCUCUGCCCCUUACAGCCCACCGCUGAAGCUGCCGCGGCGCGACAAUGUUCCUCUCAACAACGCUCCAAGGAAUCCUUCUCCUCCUGUGUCUCUGCAGCCCCCUUCCAGGCAGCCACCUCCUGGACCACCCCCCUCCCGAGCCCCCCCUGGACCUCCUCCUUCACGUCCACCCCCACAGCCUAUGGCUUAG